CAAGACCCACUGGAACCACGCAGAUCAAAGUGUCCUGUUAACGAAAUGGAAGUGGCUUCACUCGGUCUAUGUUGAGGCUUUCAUCUUCAUCAAACCCUCGGUUCGUGAAAAACAGGAAAAUAACCUCCAUCGAGUAUGUAUAUGUAAAACUUAUAAAACAUCACACCUGGCGUGAGAAGCCAACAAGUACAGGUUCGGUGACGAGCAGACAGUAGUAGCGGACUGCCGCCGAAACAUCCAGUGAUCGCUGAGUGAUCGCAUGACCACGGAUGAUCACUGAUAUGUGCAGAGCAAUUUCUUCAUCCUACGUGCGAGUCACCAGAGCAAUUGAUUUCAUUCUAGUUUCUCACAAAACUGAAAAAACCACAGGUGUUAUGAAGGACCUCCAAGGAUGUUGACCUUCUGAAUAGGAGGAGUAGGAGGUGGCAGAAUUCUAUCAGAGCGUCGGUUUCUACAACAGUAAGUAUUCAAAUUUUCCCACUAAAAGACACUGACUUGUCCCACACAGAAGUCUUCCUAGUGCCGUAAUUAAGUUGAUCGUUUAUCCCUGUAUUUAUAUCUGCGCCAACUACAUAAGAGAAAAAUAAGCCGCUUUAAGCCUACCAUUUUUUUCCCCUUCACCAGCGAAUCCGCGGAAAAACCCUUUUACCUGUUCACGAAAAAACGAAAGAUGGGCGCCGUUUGUUGUGCAGAGGAGCGAAAGCCGGACGCUUCGAUGACCAAGUCGAAAAAGGCAGGUGCCGGCGAUGGGUAUCCGCAGGCACUGGGAACGGCGACAUCGAAGAAAAAAUUAGGGCAAGGCGCGGACGGGUUGACGUCCGCAAAAUUGAACCGUAACAUGACCACGCCAGAGGAGCGUGGCUUCCAGUCCGGGUGGUACCGUUCUUCCGCCGCUGAUCCGAUGAUGUAUGCAUCGCAAAUAUGUGUGAUUCUGGAAGAUCGCGGGAUUUGUCAUGCUCGUCUGGAAUGACGAUGACGAUGACUCUGAGUUCUGUAUUGCAUUGCCACGUAGCAUUCCUCUUGUCUGUCAUCCGCAAACGAAGCUUCGUCUCGUCAAUACGAUACGCAGAGCGAAGAUCAUGCCAAAACCUGGCAUGCUUGGCGGUGCAGUAGUUACAGUCCGCUCAUUAUUAGCUGAAUUGCGUUUGCGUCAUAAGCAUAACUUCAACUUUAUUCUCUCUCGAGACCCAGACAUGUUUGCAGUGCAUACCAUGCAGCAGGGAACGAAAGCGGGGACCGCACUGAAAAAGAUGGAGACGACAAACGUGGAGCGUGGCUUCGCGGAAGGUAAGUACGUAUACAAAAUCUACGAUUUGUCGUUUUCUGUUUCGAUAAUUCCCUGAUUACGAUCGCAAAAAAAUUUAGAAUGAGGUCCAGCGCCCUAUUACUACCAAGGGGAAUCGAAGCCAAUUGUCGCCAAAAAAAAUCCUACCUCAGACUGGAUGGACCGGGGUCCUUCCGCGUUUCAAGAUCCGGCUAUGAAGUACGAGGAGAAGAGCCGUGGGUUUGAUUCCGGAUGGUACCGAGGUUCGUACAAUCCGAAGCUGUAGAACCACGUCUUGCACAGUCGAGCGACGGCACUAGAUUGAGGACGAUGUCUAGUUGUUGGGAAGAGCCUUUGAAGAAGCAGGAGCACGACGACCCUCCUGUUUUGAGAAAACUUACCUUAUACCGAAUGUGAAUGAUGUUUAACAUCUCAACUAAAGUGGAAAAAAAAAACAGCAAGCUAGUGCUCGCUAUUUCUUGUUUCGUUCGCUUCGAAGAAUGAAUACGCAGAAGUAAAAUCAAUUAAGCUUUGACAGAUGAAUCGAUUUAACACAGAAGCAGUUGUCGCAGUAAACCCUGCACACCUGCUAUCCAAGAAAAAAACUGUGUAAGUGUAAAUCUGUGAUGCAGAAAAUGCAAAACAGUUAUACUUGUCAUGCUCGACAUGCAUGAUCGGCUCCAUUCCUAUGUGUUUUCCCUUACUAUCUGUGCAUGACAAGUUUUUCCUGUCAAGGCAGACGAACUUGUGAUGCUGUUUUCCCAAAAGACUUACACUAACACAGUUUUUUUCUUGGAUACCUGCUUGCAUUUUGGCCUUGCAAAUUUUUACCCAUUUUAUCCAAAUGGUGCAGAAUUUGACGAUAAGUUUCUCAGGUAUGUACGACCACCAAGUCAUGUGCAUAAUCGCCCAUGCAAUUUUGUAAAAAGUACGAAGCAAAAUAAAGAAGAUAGCAGCGGGAUAGCCCGAUAGCUGGUGCUGGACGAUUCUAUCGACUCUGCUUGCAGUCUCUUUUGCAUACCCUAGGCAACAUUCUUUGUAAUUUCCGCACUGUAUUAGAAUUGAAACUGGAAGCGCACCACGCUCGCAGCAUCAAUCUCCUAAAAAGCACCACGUGCCGACCACGCGCCGUGAAGGCAGAGGAGGGAACAAAAGAGACGAAUAGUGCACGGAGAUGAUGUUGAAUUUUUGCAUUUGCAGCAUACGCAUUGCAGACGAUUUGAACAAAGGCAUGUAGGUGCAUAUCGCUCUCAUGUCAUCGACAUUUUGGUUGCCCGCACCGCAUCGAUCACGUUCACGACAGAAUGUUGGUCGCCUGCUCUUGCUUGCAGUAGUUCAAAUUGUCAGCGGCUUUGAGUUUGCAGAAUCUGAAUCUUCAUCCAACAUAUUCUAUCUUGUAUUGACACGGAAGAAGUCGUAGAUCCCCGAGUAUCAU
Molecule: messenger RNA, 2699 nt
Organism: Amoebophrya sp. A120
Lineage: Eukaryota; Dinophyceae; Syndiniales; Amoebophryaceae
Source: the annotation of a GenBank genome assembly